AUGGAAGCUACAGAAGAAUUUGACAUCAAAUAUUGCAUUGGCACUGGAGGUUAUGGGAGUGUUUACGUAGCAAAGCUACCUACUGGAAAAGUAGUAGCUGUGAAAAAGCUUCAUCGAAUAGAAGUUGAAGAGAAAGACUAUGAGAAGAGCUUCACUAAUAAGAUACAUGUAUUAACAAGAAUACGGCAUCGAAACAUUGUGAAAUUUUAUGGAUUUUGCUCUCAUCCAAGGUGUAAUUUUUUAGUUUAUGAAUACAUAGCCAGAGGAAGCUUAGCUUGUGUUCUUGGAAAUGAAGCAGAAGCUAUGGAAUUGGAUUGGAGGAAGCGUAUAAAUGUCAUCAAAGGGACCGCUUAUGCUUUAUCUUACUUGCAUCAUGACUGCACCCCCCCCAUUAAUUCAUCGGGACAUAUCGAGCAACAGCGUCUUGUUGGAUGCGGAUCUUGA
Macadamia integrifolia is the source of this 444-nucleotide messenger RNA. Its product is annotated as MDIS1-interacting receptor like kinase 2-like. Gene Ontology annotation, molecular function: protein kinase activity; ATP binding. The transcript has a single exon. The record is from RefSeq and is a predicted model, not a curated record. Gene Ontology annotation, biological process: protein phosphorylation. The coding region runs from base 1 to 444 and encodes 147 amino acids. Lineage: Eukaryota; Viridiplantae; Streptophyta; Magnoliopsida; Proteales; Proteaceae.